GAUAAAUAACUUUGAAAGAAACCGUCAGCAUGACAGCAAAAGGUGGAGAUACACGGUUAAAAGCAGGCCAUCAAGAAGGUAAAGUAGUGCUCCAAAAAAGACUCAACUACCAACCACCUGCACAGUGAGGAUGAGAUAUGAAUGACUCAUCUUACUAAAAGUUGUUCAAAGUUAUUCGAUCUAGCUUUGUAUGCCUAUAAAUAUAAUGUGAUCAGUACUCAAAACACAUUACCGGCCACCAAUUUUCAAGAAACCUGAAUCGGCAAAGGCAAAUCAUACUUUCAAGGAACCCGAAUCACAUCAACAUACGUCAAAAUGGAUCAUAGAUUGUCAAAACAUGAUAAUGGAGUUGCGAUCAAAACAGCUAGGGGACUACUACUAUCUAAACCUUACGAAAGAGAAGGAAGUUUUGCAGCCGGCAUUAAAAAUCAUGCGAGUUCAGGGCCCAAAUUAAUUGAAAUAAUGAAACAGAAGUUGAGUCAUGGUGUCAAAAUGAUUCAACUCGGCAGUCAAGGUAAAAUCUUUAGGAAAACCUUUGGCAUCAGAGAGGAAGAGAAACUGUUAGAGGCUUCCCAAUGCUACUUGUACACUACAGCAGGUGCAAUUGCAGGCAUCCUCUUUGUGUCUACAGAAAGGAUUGCAUUUUGCAGUGAUAGGUCCCUUAAAACUUAUUCUCCCACAGGCGAACUGCUAAAGUUCCAAUAUAAGGUGUCAAUCCCAUUAGGAAAGAUAAAAGGAGUAAGAGAAAGCAUGAACAUGAAGAGGCUAUCAUAUAACUAUGUGAAGGUAGUGACUGUUGAUGAUUUCAGCUUUUGGUUUCUGGGCUUUGUGAAUUAUAAGAAAACAUUAAGAUACGUCCGUCAUGCAAUCGGCUCGAAUGCUUAAGCAAUGGAUGUUUUUAAGUAAAUUGAUGUAAAUUUCAAAUGUAAAGUCUUAGAGUUAUGU
Messenger RNA from Lactuca virosa, 945 nucleotides. NCBI's taxonomy places the organism in Eukaryota, Viridiplantae, Streptophyta, Magnoliopsida, Asterales, Asteraceae. The record is from the annotation of a GenBank genome assembly.